Cordyceps militaris CM01 is the source of this 1491-nucleotide messenger RNA. Its product is annotated as alpha-N-arabinofuranosidase precursor, putative. The record is from RefSeq and is a predicted model, not a curated record. Gene Ontology annotation, biological process: arabinan metabolic process; L-arabinose metabolic process; pectin catabolic process. The transcript has a single exon. Lineage: Eukaryota; Fungi; Ascomycota; Sordariomycetes; Hypocreales; Cordycipitaceae. Bases 1 to 1491 code for a protein of 496 amino acids. Gene Ontology annotation, molecular function: alpha-L-arabinofuranosidase activity.
AUGUUUUCAAGACCUCGCGCCGGCCUGCUGGCUCUCGCGCUUGCAGCCGCCCCGUGCGUGGUCCGCGCCGGCCCCUGCGACAUCUACCAGGCCGGCGGCGCGCCGUGCGUCGCGGCGCACAGCACAACCCGCGCCCUCUACGACGCCUUCCGCGGCGCGCUCUACCGCAUCUCCCGCGACUCGGACGACGCCGCCAUCGACAUCCAGGCGCUGCAGUAUGCCGGCGGCGUGGCCGACGCCGCCGCGCAGGACGCCUUUUGCGCCGGUACGACCUGCCUCAUCACCACCAUCUAUGACCAGUCCGGCAAGGGCAACCACCUGACGCAGGCGCCGCCGGGAAGCGCCGGCCCUGGCCCGAAUAAAAACGGCUACGACUGGCUGGCGAGCGCGACGGCGGCCCCGGUCACGCUCAACGGGCACAAGGCGUACGGCGUGUUCGUGUCCAUCGGGACGGGCUACCGCAAGCUCGUCGGCGAGGGCACGGCGACGGGAGACGAGGCCGAGGGCAUGUACGCUGUCUUUGACGGCACUCAUUACAACGAUGACUGCUGCUUCGACUAUGGAAAUGCCGAGACCAACAGCAAAGAUACCGGCGACGGCCACAUGGAGGCGCUCUACUGGGGAGGCCCAGAGAACAGUCCUUGGGUCCUUGCCGACCUGGAGAAUGGGCUGUUCGCAACAGACAAGCGCGAUCAGAGACUCAAGUCAAACAUGACCUCGCGGUUUAUCACGGCGAUCCUCAAAGGAGAGCCCCGUCACUGGGCGCUGCGCGGCGGCGAUGCCAACUCGCCCCAGCUCGCGACACUGUUCGAUGGCGGCCGUCCCGAGGGCGCGUACCAGACAAUGUCCAAAGAGGGAUCCAUUAUUCUCGGCAUCGGCGGGGACAACAGCAACCGCGCCCAGGGCACGUUUUACGAGGGCGUCAUGACCUCGGGGUACCCAUCCGACGACACGGAGAACAAGGUACAGGCCAACAUUGCCGCUGCCAGCUACGCCGCCGCGCCACUGACCAGCGGCCCGCAGCUCACCGUCGGCUCGUCCAUCUCCCUGCGCGCGACGACGGCUUGCUGCACGGGCAGCUACAUUAGCCACGAGGGCGACGUCGUCAAGAUUCGGGACGUGUCCUCGUCGAGCAGCGACAUCCUGAAGCGCCAGUCGACCUGGAUCGUGCGCGCCGGUCUGGGCAGCAAGGACUGCUUCUCCUUCGAGUCCACGGACACGCCGGGCAGCUUCAUCCGCCAUUACAGCUACGCGCUGCUCGUCAACCGCAAGGACGACAGCAAGACGUUUGCCGAGGACGCCACGUUUUGCCCCCAGGCUGGUCUGAACGGCAAGGGCAGCUCGAUGCGCUCAUGGAGCCAGCCCACGCGCUACUGGCGUCACUUCAACAGCAAAGUGUCCAUUGCCAGCAAUGGCGGUCCUUUUGUCGAAGACGCGAGGUACUUGUUCAACGAUGACGCCAGCUACAUCAUUGCGGAAGGGUGGGCCUAG